AUGCUAUACACGUACAUGCCGACAUGGUGUGCUGCAAGAUUGUCGGCCAUUAAGAACAAGAUUUGCUCUGAGUAUGGGAAGCAUGUUCCAGAAGUAAGAGACCAGUUGCUGGAAUGCACAGACGUAGGUGGAAGAACAAUAGAGACAUUAAAGAUUUGUGAGCAAGUAAUUCCAUACGUGUCCGAUGAGACAGUUCAGUCUGGUUCCGACCGCAUUCCGCAGAAGAUCGUAGAUCAGACAAAACUAUUCCAAAAAUCUCAUGAACAUACAAUAAAAGCAAUAGAACUAGAACAACGUUUUAAGACUCAUUUAGAACUUGUACAAAAAAACAAGGAUGAUCUUAAUCAACUAUAUGGGGAAAGUAUGAGUAUGUACCAAAGAAGUAUGGUCCCACCCCAUGAAAGACCAAUGCAAAAGCAGGUGAAACAUUCUCCGCCUCUUUUAAAUGAGCAGGUUGCAAAAGAAUUUCUGAGCGUAAUAGGGGUGACUGGAUGUGGAUACAGAUUUCAGAUUUUAGAUGUUUAUAUCAGUAAUAAGCUUACUGGCGAGCAACGACACAUCGCUGAAGUACAAGUUCAGACAAUCGCCGAGAAACACGGCAUUAUGGAAUACAAGAUUCGAUUAGAGCAAAAAGUAAUAACAGAAUUUGCGGAAUAUGAAGUGGGAUCAACUCUUACCAGUCGACAUGACAGAAGCGCUACUUUAGGAGGUUUUGCUCUCAAAGGGGAAAGAAAAGACCUAAGUUUGCUUGUAGCACGACACUUUGCAGAUGAUGGCAGACCUGUCUAUGUCUGUGAUGAGAAUGGUAAGAAAUGUGUUUUUGCUCAUAUUAUGCCUACCAAUACUGAGGACGAACGGUAUGCCACAUUAGACAUUGCUGCAGGGCUCGUUCUCCAAAGGGAGAGAACAAAAUGUCUUACAAUGUUUAAAGAUCAUCUUGGUACGCCACUAGCAAGUAAUCUAUCAUCGUUUGAGAAUGAAGCAGACAUUGAGUGGCUAAAGGGAUUACCCGUGCAUAUUUGGGGGGCCAGUAGCUCUCCCGGCUUGGGGAAAAUAAUCAUUCCCGAUUUUUAUGUUGAAGGAAUGAAAAGACUUGUUAAAAUAGAAGACAGGCACCCUGUGGACAAAGAGGAAAUCGUGCCAUUUAGUAAGGAGGGUGACAGUGGUGCAAUUGUGUGCGCCGAUGAUCCCGAUGGUGAAAAGGUGCACGUAGUGUCAAUGGUGUCUGGAUCAUCAAAUUAUGAGGAAAAACAACAGAAUCCUGACAUUAAAGGUGAAUAUUUAUCAAUCAGACUCAAAGAUGGAUUGAUGCAGCUGGAAAAGGUUCAUGGGGAUACCUUUAAUUUGUGUUAAUUCAUUACAUACCUUUUUUAAUCAAUUGAAAGUGUACCAUGUGUACGAGAAAGCUUUACAUACGAAUGUUACCCGGUAUUUUUUUACACUUUUUUUCCAUUGAAACCUUCAUAGACUCAUAUUUGCACGAUAUAUUACUGUAAACAUUAGAGUUUUAUAUCCCGAACUUAAAUCAUACUUCCUUUUUUCUAUCUUGUUGUGUAGUAAGCAUACAAUCUGACAAUCAAGGUUAUCUUUAAUGCCUUUAAAUUUCAGUUAAAAUAUUUGUUAUGUACUU
Ruditapes philippinarum (Manila clam) is the source of this 1630-nucleotide messenger RNA. RefSeq lists its product as uncharacterized. The transcript is spliced from 3 exons. The record is from RefSeq and is a predicted model, not a curated record. Lineage: Eukaryota; Metazoa; Mollusca; Bivalvia; Venerida; Veneridae. The coding region runs from base 1 to 1353 and encodes 450 amino acids.